UGCAGUCAGAUGUUAGUUCCUUAGAACAUCUCAGCCUCAAGACCAGCUGGAUCUGUUCCCUGCUAGAGCCAGGACUAGAGGACUAGAAAGCCAUUUCAUAGAGAUAAUCGUUGCCUCUGAAGAGGGGUCAGGGAGUACUGUGGUUCAUGAUGGUGUUCCCUGGAAAUGAGAGGUUAUCACUUUGCUUUGGAGAAGAUAACUUGGUGAAUUGGCUAUCAAUGAGAGAUUCCAGCCCAUUGCUUGCUGCAUCUUCAAUGAGGGAGCAGAAGUUUUGGCAGGAGCACUACAAUGAAAGGAGCAGUAUUCAAGAGAUCCAGAAACAAAUGAGGCAGAUCAACUUAGGCAAAAAGAAAUGCAAACCCGUCAAUACUGUCAUUCACGGCCAAAAGGGCAAGAUUGAGAAUAUCUGCACCAAUCCCAACAGCAAAAAUGUUCCUUGCAAAAAUGGGUGAGACAAUUGCUUUAAGGGCCCGAACCCAUACUCUGCCACCAUCUGUCAUGAGACGGGAAACUCAAAACCCGGUAAAUGCCGCUACCAUUGUACCAAGAAAGAACCAGUCAAAGUCACCAUGGCCUGUGAGAAUGGGAAGCCUGUCCACUUUGACCGCAUCCAAAAGGGUUAUAAAGAAAUAAUUCCGAAGAAGGAAGCCAACACUUGAAACCAGAGCCCAGACUCAGUAAUGCUUGGGGACUUUUCUCUAUUACUAUGCAAGCUUGCAUCCUGUUACUGCUAGGGUGGCAACUUCUCUCUGCCUUUUCAUGAUAGCAGCCUUUGACUGGCCUCCAAGGGAGUCUGAAUCCAUACCCCUUCCAGAUUCUUCCUGCCUCAGCAUAGCUAUUCCCUGUCUUCAUUUGAAGCAGAUUGUUUCAUUCUGUUUUGCUUUGCUUUGCCCAGUUUUUCCAAAAAUAGACUUUGCUACUAGGAAGGGAAUUAUGGUUUUCAUGUCAAUCAAUAUGAUAUGUGUAACGAAUAUACUAAUAACUUAGACUUGUCAGAAUUGCCUCUUCUGGCUUGCGAUGCAGCUCGAAACGCUCAAUCAAACCUUGACAAUGCUCUCACAAUCAUUGCAUUCUUGUGCUUGUGUACCUUAAGUGAAAUGAAUCAAAGAACCUGUUGCAGUCACAAACCUCUGGUCCUGGGAUCCACCAAGUAACAGCCCAAGGACCUGAAGCAAUGUUGUUCCCACAGAACUUCAGGACCCCUACCUACCUCAGUGAUUGCGGGACUUGUGGGCUUGUUGUGGGAAACGAUUGCUUGUAACGUCCCUUCUUCCUUCCCUUCCCACACGUGAUUUAUGUAUAAAACCUCUGUCUUCACUUCAGCAAGGUAGAAGGCCGAUCAGGAAAAUUCCUGAUUUGCAAAUCCAUUCCUCAUAAUGAAACUAACUAAUUAAACAGCUAUCUGAUUACUGGCACUUUAUGUCUGGCCUGCAGUUUCGUCAUUCUCAGGUUAGAGACUGGCUCAGUAAAAUCCUG
Molecule: messenger RNA, 1476 nt
Organism: Phascolarctos cinereus (koala)
Lineage: Eukaryota; Metazoa; Chordata; Mammalia; Diprotodontia; Phascolarctidae
Source: RefSeq, a predicted model, not a curated record